Ailuropoda melanoleuca (giant panda) is the source of this 5085-nucleotide messenger RNA. RefSeq names its product polyhomeotic homolog 2 (gene PHC2). The coding region runs from base 2861 to 3832 and encodes 323 amino acids. The transcript has 7 exons. Lineage: Eukaryota; Metazoa; Chordata; Mammalia; Carnivora; Ursidae. Gene Ontology annotation, biological process: negative regulation of DNA-templated transcription. Gene Ontology annotation, cellular component: PRC1 complex; nucleus. The record is from RefSeq and is a predicted model, not a curated record. Gene Ontology annotation, molecular function: histone binding; chromatin binding; zinc ion binding.
ACGUCGCCAAGGAAAGGAUUGUUAUUCAAAAGGCAUUGCCAGUUCUGAGAGAAAUCCAGAUGUUGAAGAGAGUCUUGGUUUGCUAUUAGGGCUGCCUUUAAAGCAAAUAUCUGUUUCCUGGAUGAUUUUCUUCUCAGCAGUGAAAUUUAUUAUAGCUUCUCUUAAAAAGAGAUGCCUAUCAGAUGCUGUGUCAUAACCAGCUCUUCUCCAGUAGGUCAGGAGGACCAGGCUUGAGACUGUUGGCAAGAAAAUGAGAGCUCUUGACCACUGGGGGUUAUUGUUUAGGCUUUAGUUGCAUGACUGUUAUGUCUCAAAUAGUGUAUAAUUAUCCCUCUUACUGAUAUCUUUAGCAUAUUCGAAACCAUCCAUAUGGGGCCUAAAUCCAUACAAUCCAAAUCUGGCGUAAUCUGUAUUCAUCCAGUCUAUAUUAAGACAUGUUUAAACCAUCAAAGCGAAGGACACUUUAAAUUGAAACAACAUUAAUGCCAGUCAAAUACUGUUUUUACAAAAAUCAGUGAAGUCCACGUUUUCAAGCCUCCAGUAGUCCGUAUUAAUCUGUUCUGUCAGCUGAUUGGGAGCAAAGUAGGGUGAUUGCAGACUCGGACAAUGAUUUUAGGAAGGAAGAGAGUAAUGUUUGCCAUGAGCAAAAAUGGUCAGGAGGAUUGGUUUGCAAGAUAAGUAUUAUCUAUCCCAUUAUAUUGGCGAGACAGCUGAGGCUUAGCUUCUUCCCCGCUUUCUCUGUCUCCCUCCCUUUCCCUCUCCCCCCCCCUCUUAUUUAUCUGAGAAUACUAGUGUUCCUGCAGUUGGUAAAUAAAUAAGGCAGCGUAUCAGGCAACAUAGUGGCCUUUCUUUAUUAUCAACCUGAAAAUAAUUAAGGAAUUUAAACAUUUCUAGUUGUUUAUCUUUUUUUUUUUAAAAACUAUUAGAAACCCAUCUUCCACAAUUUUAUCUUCAGCCUUUUAAACUAACUUCUUUUCACGGGCUAAACUACCUCCUGGCUUUACAAAUUCCAUGAAUUUACUGCUCUGUAGGUAAAGGGGUUCUUCACAGUCACCUUGUCUGGCUUCUGGGGUUCUGCUCUGUGUGAUACCCUGAGACUCUGUGAAAGAACUAUAUAGAAACUAUAUAGAAAAGGGAGCAAGGUGGUUGCCUCAUCCUUGGGAUUAAAGACUGUAGAAGGUGAAUUGAGGCAUUUGGUUUGCCCUGAAGGCGGCAGGUGCAUUUCUGUGGUGUUGCUGUUGCGGAAGUAACAUUUCUUCCUGAAGCCAAACCUGGAGAGGGCAAGAACAGGGCACCCUGAGCAGACCAGGGUGUCUGGGGAGCAUGAAUGGUACCUGAGUUUGGGCCCAUGGAAGAAUAGCUCUGCCCUGGAGCUACAAGAAGCCAGCCUCUGUGAGAUUAAGGGAUUAAGGCAGGUUUCCUAAUACCUCAGGUUUCAGUGAUGUUAGCCCUCCUAAGGCCAAGUCCAACCUGUUCCACUGUGUUGUUCCUGCCUUAUCUUAUUUAAUCCUUACUGUGGCCUAAGUGAGACAGGUCUAAGUACCCAUUUUACAGAUAAGGAAACUAAGGCCUCGAGUAACUUGUCCAGGAUUACAAGCUAGGAUUUAAGCCUAAAGGCUUUCUGAUCCCAGUGUCUUAACGGCCACUUUGCACAGCUUCUAAAUGAGAUCAGCGCCAUGCAUCUUACAUAUAAAAAUUCUAAUAUUCACAGUAACCUCGCAACAUAGGCAGUGUGAUCCUCAUUUUUACAGAUGGAGAGACUAAGGCUCAGAGCAGGUACCAAGUGCUUGAAGCUCAGAUAAAUCAAAGAUGGAACCAGAUUGCAGAAUAUGGACCCAGAGGCACUGGCUCCGACCCAGAGCCAGCACUCUUUCCACUCUGCCACUCUGACGUCCAUCUUCUGUGAUCUUGAGGUCUCCAGUGUAGAGCCUGUCCUGCGCGAUCCCGACAUUGUGUCUUCUGAAGCCCUAGCACCUGCUGGAGAACUCUGGUGGGAGACCAUCGGGGAGCCCGCAACCACAGCAGUGGAUCCCACGGGCCUGGCUCCAUCUAAGUAGAAGUCUGAAACCCCUCCCUGACUCCCUGCAGUCAGAGGUAGCCGCUCUUCCCGGGUGCAUGGACCCGUCCCGUGGGCAGUCACCCCGUGGUCCUGCAGGUGCUGCCGCUGAGCGGGGUCCGGUUGCCCCAGGACCCUGUGGCGGUCCGUCUGCGGGCCGGGCGGCAGUUCCUGCAGCUGUUCGGAAAUCCCCCAGCGCUCCCGUUGUCCUGACCUGCGUGGGGGAGGGUGGCUGUGCGCUCCACUGAGUCCUUCCUUCAUAGCCGGGGGUGGCGGCUUGGAAAACGUUCAGCUGUUUACAAUUCAGCUUAUGUACACCGUAGCCGGGGCUUGUGGGUGAGUCCGGAGGGCCGCGCGCUGCGCCUGUGUCCUCAGAGACGGCGGGCGCGUCAGCUGUAUGGUAAUGGCCGCCGGGGGGAGGCGGGGCCGCCGCCCGGAUGCCUUGACCCGAGCCGCUCGGCCCACAUGCUGCCGAGCCGAGGAGCGCGGCUGCGCUCCGGUCCUCUUGACCAGACUCCACCGGGGCACGUUGCUGUGACACCGAGAGCGGGCUGGGGGCUCCCCGGCUCAGCCUCCCUUUCCUUCUGCUGGCCAGGCUCCCCUGCAGGGACCCAGGGGCGCCACUGCUCAGCCGGGUGCCCAGAGCGCCCCCCCGAGAGAGCUCGGUGAGAGCGGGCUGCUCUGGGUGGCAGAGCGCGGGAGGCACUCCGAGAAGCAGGAUGGUGAGGGCCGGAACCUGCUGUGUGUCCUCGAGAGACAGGGCAGGGCAUUGUUCAUGCACUGACCGACCUCAGCAGCCCCGGCAUGACCUCAGGGAACGGAAAUUCUGCCUCCAGCAUCACCGGCACUGCCCCCCAGAAUGGUGAGAAUAAACCACCACAGGCCAUUGUGAAACCCCAAAUCCUGACGCAUGUUAUCGAAGGGUUUGUGAUCCAGGAGGGGGCGGAGCCUUUCCCGGUGGGACGCUCGUCCCUGCUGGUGGGGAAUCUCAAGAAGAAGUAUGCACAGGGGUUCUUGCCUGAGAAACUUCCACAGCAGGAUCAUACCACCACCACUGACUCUGAGAUGGAGGAGCCCUAUCUGCAAGAAUCCAAAGAGGAGGGUACUCCCCUCAAACUCAAGUGUGAACUCUGUGGCCGGGUGGACUUUGCCUACAAGUUCAAGCGUUCCAAGCGCUUCUGUUCCAUGGCGUGUGCAAAGAGGUACAACGUGGGGUGCACCAAACGAGUGGGGCUUUUCCACUCGGACCGGAGCAAGCUGCAGAAGGCAGGAGCCACGACCCACAACCGCCGUCGGGCCAGCAAAGCCAGUCUGCCAACACUUACAAAGGAUACCAAGAAGCAGCCAACAGGCGCCGUGCCCCUCUCAGUCACGGCUGCACUGCAGCUGACACACAGCCAGGAAGACUCCAGCCGUUGCUCGGAUAACUCAAGCUAUGAGGAGCCCUUGUCGCCCAUCUCAGCCAGCUCGUCCACCUCCCGCCGGCGACAGGGCCAGCGGGACCUGGAGCUCCCUGACAUGCACAUGCGGGACCUGGUGGGCAUGGGACACCACUUCCUGCCAAGCGAGCCCACCAAGUGGAAUGUGGAAGAUGUCUACGAAUUCAUCCGCUCCCUGCCAGGCUGCCAGGAGAUAGCAGAGGAGUUCCGAGCCCAGGAGAUCGACGGGCAAGCCCUGCUGCUGCUCAAGGAGGACCACCUGAUGAGCGCCAUGAACAUCAAGCUGGGGCCCGCGCUGAAGAUCUACGCCCGCAUCAGCAUGCUCAAGGACUCCUAGGGCCGGCCUGCGGCGGUGCGGCCGGCUCCUCCUCCCACCGAGCAGAGCGGCACAGACAUUCCUGAGCGCCCCGAGCCGAGCCAAGCCGAGCCGAGCCGGGCCAGUCGGAGGGAAGGGCUCUCCCCAGGGGGCGUGGCUGGGGAGGAGGUCUUGGCACCCCCUCGGUGGCUCUCAGGGGCCUUUCUUUCUGUGGGAGGGGCAGAGAGGUAGGUGGCGCAGGAGAUGGGGCUUUAUGCUUGUAAAUACUGAUAGCACUGGCUUCCUCCAAAGUCCCAAUACUCUAGCCCCGCUCUCUUCCCCUCUCUCUGUCCCCCAUUUUCCAGGGGGUAUACACGGUCAGGGCUCCCCAACCAGAGUUGGGUUACUUUCAAGGGCAGCUGUCAGGCCUGGAUAGAGGCCUUGCAAGCCCUUGCCUGCCUUUCUCCCACUUCUUUCUCCAGGCCUGGCUAACUCUUCCGUUGCCGGCUUCUCCCCCUUCAGCCCGUUUCUGAAGCAGCCGGGGGUUCUCCCCCUUCACCGUCCGCAGGUGGAGAGAGAGAAGCUGGGCCCGGUGUGGCCACGCCUGCUGGCACGGACGCCUUAACGCUGUGUGUGUGACUGGAUGACUGUGUAGGAGCCUGGACUGGCAGAUGGGCCCAGAGCCACCCUCUGGCAUCUCCAGGUGUUUGUAGCAAACAGCCACUUAGUGCUUUGUCCUGGACUCCACUCAGCCUCAGGACGGGGAAUAGAAAAGAAGGGCAGCCCCCGUGCAGAGAGGCGAGAUCAGAAAGCGGCGAAGAUCAGACGGCUUUCCUUCGCAGAGUGGGCACGCGGUCUCCGGAGUCCUCCCCACGCUGUGAAGUCCCCCUACUGCCCUGCUGUGCCACAGACGGCAUUAAGGGGGCUGCCGUGGGCUGCCCUGGGAGCCCCAGAGUGGGGGCCCAGAGAGCGUCUGAGGGCAGAGAAGAGCCGGGGUGACGUUGACGUGAAGAAGGCAGCCUCGGGCCUCCCGCUUCCACACUUCUUUGCCUCUCGAACUUGCUAGCAAUUUGAGCUACCUGCGGAGGAGGCAGGGCAGGAAGGGCGAGGGCCUGCCUCUGACCUGCCCUGCCCUCGGAGGCUCCUGGGGGAAGAGCAGGGCUCUCCCUGGGAAGAGGGGGGGCACCUUUCUCAGCUCGUUCUAUUCCCCACUCACACCCCCAGGCAGGGUUGGAAAUGAAGGACUUUUUUAACCUUUUGUUUUUGUUUUUUAAAAAUAAAUCUGUAAAAUCUGG